Messenger RNA from Myxocyprinus asiaticus (Chinese sucker), 6895 nucleotides. RefSeq names its product exportin-1. Gene Ontology annotation, molecular function: nuclear export signal receptor activity; small GTPase binding. Gene Ontology annotation, biological process: ribosomal small subunit export from nucleus; protein export from nucleus; ribosomal large subunit export from nucleus. The coding region runs from base 2120 to 5335 and encodes 1071 amino acids. Lineage: Eukaryota; Metazoa; Chordata; Actinopteri; Cypriniformes; Catostomidae. The transcript has 25 exons. Gene Ontology annotation, cellular component: cytoplasm; nucleus. The record is from RefSeq and is a predicted model, not a curated record.
AGACAACUACUGAUUCAGUAUUAUUCAGUUCAAACUGGUCAGGUGUGAAUUUAUAAGGUACAAUACAAUUCCACACAUUCUCACUCUCUGUAGUUUAAUAAUGGCUUUAUUACAACUCCUGCAUUGAAACAUGUAAACAAUCUAGACCCACAUGGCCAAUGCCAUAAAUGAAGAUUGCAACAUUGAUCUCAUUCAAGGAAAACACUCUUUCUCCCCCAUUGAAGCAUCAAGCUUCAUUGAGGUUCAGAGAAUGUUGACUGCGAUUCCUGGAAAGCAAACUGACUCCAUUUGUGGCACUGGCUCACUGACAGGUAAACAGGAGAGACUGGUUAAGGCACUAAGAAACAACUAGAAUUGCAUUUACACCACUUUAAAUUAAUCUCUGCUUCCAAAGUUUACUGCACCAUGAAGCCUACAUGGUACGAGAGUGAAAAACAAGUGACUUUGAAUAUGAUCCACACACAACUAAAAUUAAAUGUAGUCUGACCCUUUACAUAACAAAAUAGCCAUGAUAGAGCUGUAAAUCUGGAGUCAGUUCCAGAAUACAACGGAAGACCAGCUGCCAUUGGAUUAAAGGUUCACCUUCAGUUUGUGUUGGUUAAGGCAGAGCAUAUAAUUUACCAAAUUACUAGUCCUAAACUGCUGUAACGCUGCUUAUUUAGUAAGCCAUUUGAAAAGGUGUGUAGAACAGUCCAGUGUGCAAACUUGACCCUUGCAUAGGCUUACAUUAUAUUAUUAUUCAACAUGUGCAAAGUGCAUAUCUAUUGUGGCCAUGUGAAAUGUAACUUUUUUUUUAAUGCAUAAACUGAAAUGACAGCUUUACUGAACGAUAGUGAAUUCUUUUCCUCAAUCUUUGUUCAGGGCUGGCAGUAGUUUGCACACACAAAAUCCAGUAUUUUUCCAUCAAAUGACGUUGAAGUGGCGUUGCGUCACGUGACUUGCAAGGGGAAGGGGGAGAGUACAUGCACUAAUUUCACGUCCUUAUGAACCAUAGCAUGGCCAGUUUAUCAUGUUUUUGAGUAAUUCGAUGUGUUUACCUUCAGUUCAUACAUUACUGCCAUAUUGGAGUUAUGUUCGCGGUAGUUAAGUUUAUAGAGACCAUCACAAGCCAAUUGUAUCAGGCUCUGACCCAUGCCAUGCGUCUCAUACACAACCACUCCCCUUCAUGGCUUGUGGAAAAUUACCAGCUUACAAUCAGCACAAGUACAAGCUCCAACAUCCGCCACACGGACUCAAUGCCCCCGAUCUCCUUCAGCCCACCGAACAGUUAAUAUUGAGGACAUGCAUACAAUCAGAAGGCAGUAACUGUUGCGAAUAUGAAAAUAUUAUUUAAAAAAUAAAGCUCACGGAGGAUAAAAGACGCGGGACCGUUUUGCAAAACAGAUGCAAGAAUACCCAACUCGACGAUAGAACUCAAAAGCCAUGCUUUACAUUACAGUACAAUACAAGACAGUAAUAAUAUCACACAUUACAGCUCCAUUCUGCAUGCAGUUUGCCUUCUUUUUCUCUAAACGGGCAGAGCAGUCGCGUGGGCGCUAGAAAGAGUUGAGUUUGAUUGACGGACGAACCGUCCAAUAGAUUACGACCAAGGACGCACUCAGCAACGCUGCAGCCAAUAGCGUGCUCCAAUGGGCGUGACGUUAAUCCAAACUUUUCGCGGCGCCAUCGGCUGAAAACUAAACCGAGAUGGAAUCUCCCAGUCUGAACCGGUUUCAACCGGUUACGAGUUUGUUGCCUAUGAGAAGAAGAGGCACAGGCUCACAGUCUAAUACCGCCCUGGUGCAAAAUUUACUUCAGUACAGAGCACGUUUCUUAAUUAAGGUUAACUUUGUUUCGUAAAAUGAACCGGACUGAAAAAAUACUUAACUCGCAGUGAUUGUUGGUGUGGAAUUCACAUCCUAGUGGUCCUCAUAUGAAGCAACUAGCUCGUAUAGUCUUCAUCACAGAGGAAUAGUGUGGCUGGCCAGUCAACGACUCAUCCAAAACCUCUCUUUUUACAUUUCGCCAGAAAUCGUGUACAAACAGGCACCGACGAUACUGGAUCAAAUAAACAUAAUUUUAGCAACUGUGGCAGACAAGCCCACCUUCUUUCUCUCAAAGGCUUGGACUUUAGAGCUCUAUGCCAGCAAUUAUGACAAUGUUGGCCGACCACGCAGCCAGACAGCUGCUGGACUUUAACCAGAAACUGGAUAUCAACCUGCUGGAUAAUGUGGUCAACUGCCUGUACCAUGGGGUUGGGCCACAGCAAAGAAUGGCCCAGGAGGUGCUGACUCAUUUGAAGGAGCACCCAGACGCAUGGACACGAGUUGACACCAUUCUGGAGUUCUCUCAGAAUAUGAACACCAAAUACUAUGCACUGCAGAUUCUAGAAACAGUUAUUAAAACAAGAUGGAAGAUUCUUCCCAGAAACCAGUGCGAAGGAAUUAAAAAGUAUGUUGUGGGCCUCAUUAUCAAGACGUCAUCAGAUGCAGCAAAUGUUGAGAAAGAGAAGGUGUACAUUGGAAAACUCAACAUGAUAUUAGUACAGAUCCUGAAGCAGGAGUGGCCGAAACACUGGCCCACAUUUAUCAGUGACAUUGUUGGCGCGAGCCGCACCAGUGAGAGCCUUUGCCAGAACAACAUGAUAAUUCUGAAGUUGCUCAGUGAGGAGGUGUUUGACUUCUCCAGUGGUCAGAUGACACAGGUGAAAGCCAAACACCUGAAGGACAGCAUGUGCAAUGAGUUCUCUCAAAUAUUCCAACUGUGCCAGUUUGUGAUGGAAAAUUCACAGAAUGCCCCUCUGGUGCAUGCAACUUUAGAGACUCUGCUAAGGUUUCUCAACUGGAUUCCAUUGGGCUACAUUUUUGAAACUAAACUAAUCAGUACUCUGGUGUACAAGUUCUUAAACGUGCCGAUGUUCCGCAAUGUGACACUGAAGUGUUUGACUGAGAUCGCAGGAGUCAGCGUCAGCCAGUAUGAGGAGCAGUUUGUUAGUCUCUUCACUCUGACCAUGAUGCAGCUCAAACAGAUGCUUCCCCUGAACACCAACAUCCGGCUGGCAUAUGCGAAUGGUAAAGAUGACGAGCAAAACUUUAUUCAGAACCUCAGCCUGUUCCUCUGCACCUUCCUCAAAGAGCACGGACAGCUGAUAGAAAAGAGACUGAACCUCAGAGAGACUCUUAUGGAGGCUCUGCAUUACAUGUUGCUGGUGUCAGAGGUGGAGGAGACGGAGAUCUUUAAAAUCUGUUUGGAGUACUGGAACCAUCUGGCAGCUGAGCUCUAUAGAGAGAGUCCCUUCUCCACCUCCACAUCUCCUCUCCUUUCAGGGAGCCAACACUUCGAUGUACCACCCCGUAGACAACUUUACCUGCCUGUGCUGUCUAAGGUGCGUUUGCUGAUGGUGAGCCGCAUGGCCAAGCCAGAGGAAGUUCUGGUGGUGGAAAACGAUCAGGGUGAGGUGGUUCGAGAAUUCAUGAAGGACACAGACUCCAUCAACCUCUACAAGAACAUGAGGGAGACGCUUGUCUAUCUGACCCAUCUGGACUAUGCUGAUACAGAGCGCAUUAUGACAGAGAAACUUCAUAAUCAAGUGAAUGGCACUGAGUGGUCCUGGAAGAACCUCAACACGCUGUGUUGGGCCAUUGGAUCCAUCAGUGGAGCCAUGCAUGAGGAGGAUGAGAAGAGGUUCCUUGUCACAGUCAUUAAGGAUCUGCUGGGCCUAUGUGAGCAGAAGAGAGGCAAGGACAACAAGGCCAUUAUUGCCUCCAACAUCAUGUACAUAGUGGGCCAGUACCCACGUUUCCUACGUGCACACUGGAAAUUCCUGAAGACUGUCGUCAACAAAUUGUUUGAGUUCAUGCACGAGACCCAUGAUGGAGUGCAGGACAUGGCGUGUGACACAUUCAUUAAAAUUGCUCAGAAGUGCAGGAGGCAUUUUGUGCAGGUGCAGGUGGGAGAGGUGAUGCCCUUCAUUGAUGAGAUUCUCAACAACAUCAACACCAUCAUCUGUGACCUACAGCCCCAGCAGGUUCAUACGUUUUAUGAAGCUGUCGGCUAUAUGAUUGGAGCGCAAACUGACCAGGCUGUGCAGGAACACCUUAUAGAGAAGUACAUGUUGUUGCCUAAUCAGGUGUGGGAUAGCAUCAUUCAGCAGGCGACCAAGAAUGUGGACAUCCUGAAGGACCCAGAGACUGUGAAGCAGUUGGGCAGCAUUCUGAAGACCAAUGUCAGAGCAUGUAAAGCAGUGGGACACCCUUUUGUUAUUCAGCUGGGCCGAAUCUAUCUGGACAUGCUCAAUGUAUACAAGUGCCUUAGUGAAAACAUCUCUGCUGCCAUCCAGACCAAUGGUGAGAUGGUGACGAAGCAGCCUCUGAUCAGGAGCAUGCGUACUGUAAAGAGAGAGACGCUGAAGCUGAUCUCAGGAUGGGUCAGUCGCUCCAAUGACCCACAGAUGGUGGGGGAAAACUUUGUUCCUCCGCUGUUGGAUGCUGUGCUCAUAGAUUACCAGCGCAAUGUCCCAGCAGCAAGAGAACCGGAAGUGCUCAGUACCAUGGCAACAAUCGUAAACAAACUGGGUGGACACAUUACUGGAGAGAUCCCACAGAUAUUUGAUGCAGUGUUUGAGUGCACAUUAAAUAUGAUCAACAAAGAUUUUGAAGAGUACCCGGAGCACCGGACACAUUUUUUCUACCUGCUGCAGGCGGUGAACUCUCACUGUUUCCCAGCAUUCCUAGCCAUCCCACCAGCACAGUUUAAACUUGUGCUUGACUCAAUUAUAUGGGCCUUUAAACACACUAUGAGAAAUGUGGCAGACACUGGCCUCCAGAUUCUCUACACACUGCUGCAGAACGUGGCCCAGGAAGAGGCAGCAGCCCAGAGCUUCUAUCAGACAUACUUCUGUGACAUUCUUCAGCACAUCUUCUCCGUCGUUACGGAUACAUCACACACAGCUGGUUUGACCAUGCAUGCUUCUAUCCUGGCAUACAUGUUUAACCUUGUUGAGGAAGGAAAAAUCAGCACAACUCUGAACCCCUCAAAUCCAGUCAGCAACCAGGUGUUCAUCCAGGAGUAUGUGGCCAACUUGCUAAAAUCAGCUUUCCCACACUUACAGGAUGCCCAGGUGAAAGUGUUUGUGACUGGCCUGUUCAGUUUAAACCAAGACAUCCCAGCAUUCAAAGAACACUUAAGAGAUUUCCUUGUGCAGAUCAAGGAAUUUGCGGGUGAGGACACCACCGAUCUGUUUCUGGAGGAGAGGGAGGCCUCGCUGCGUCAGGCCCAGGAGGAGAAACACAAACUGCAGAUGUCUGUGCCUGGCAUCCUCAACCCUCACGAAAUACCUGAGGAGAUGUGUGACUGAGUUCACACAAGAACACACACACACGAACACACACUGCGCUGACUCCUAAACAUACUAAACACACAACCAAAGCAGUGUUGUGGCUGCUCUUCUGUGGGCCAUCUGUGUGUUUUCUUGUAAGUGUACGUGUGUGUGAGUGCUUUAGGCUCUUCCUGUAAGGAGGUGAUUCCUGCACUUGGCUGUCUCUUGACCAAAACAAUGCCAAUCUGUACAUGAUACUGUCACCCAGUGGCCCUGUUUGCAUAGUAUGUGUUUCAUGAAGACACUUCUAUGUAUUACCUUUCCAUUGUUAACAGCUUAUGUUUGGUCAACGCCGCAUGAAGUCACAUCUGUACAGUUAACUUGCUUACGCGCUCGUUUUCCGUCAGCCUCUCCCCUAUUUUCCGUCAAUCGUCUCCUGCCCUCUCUUUACACACAUCAUGUAUUUGUUAAUGUAUAUUAUGUAUAAAGACCAGAGUGCAGUUUGUUGUGUUUGGAGAGAGCUGUGUGUGUUCUGGAAGUGGGCAAAUGUACCUAGUUUCAGUGUGUGUGCCAGAUUGCAGCAAGUGAGCAGCACACCUGUUCCAGCCAAUGAAAGUGUUGAUGAACAUCAGUGAUUGUAGAAGUCGCAGAGUUGCUGUGUUGCUCACUGGCUUAAGUUUUGGGGCCCCUGUGUGUGUGUGUGUGUGUGUGUGUGUGUGUGUGUGUCUGUCUGUGUGUCUGUCUGUGUGUCUGUCUGUGUGUCUGUCUGUGUGUCUGUCUGUGUGUCUGUCUGUGUGUCUGUGUGUGUGUCAGUGUGUGAAGAGCCGAGAGCCGUUUGGGACUAAAGUAGCUCUAUGCUUCCUGCAGAGAGCAGCAGAAUGUGAACUGGCAUGGAUCACUGAGUGAAUGGUCUGAUCGAUGCUGCUGUGGUUGUGAGUGCCGUUCGGGUCCAUUUGGACCUGCAACUUUACAGAGUGGAAGCUCUCUUAAUUGCUUUUCUACGCGGGAGUGUUCAGUAGCCCUCUACGUGUUCAUAUCGGCAUAAUUGUACAGCAUCUUUACUACCCUGGGAACACACGGAUGUUUCGUCCUGUUUCGUUGUGGGUGUGCGAGCGUGCGUGUGUGUUGUCGCUAAGCCGACAUCAGGUUUUUUGUUUUCCUCAAUGAGGACGGUUGCUCCUUUUGUGAGCUUUCAUUAAAUUGAAGUUUAAAAAAAAGUGGUUGAAAUAUUUAUGGGUUCUUGUAGGCUACACCUUUAUAACUGCUCAUGUUAACUCGCUCAGAGACGGCUUUGGAGUUUUUUUAAUUGUACUAAUUUACAUUGUUUACCAUGCUGUAGUGCUACAGGACACUACAUAGAGCAAAAUAAAUAUCAGUUUACAUUUAAUUUUGUAUUUUUGCAUUUUUCAUUUGUAGCUUUUUGAGUCCUGUCCAAAUAAGGCAAAAGGGUUUUAUUCAGAGAAAACAGAGAUGCCAACAUUCUUGUUAGUACAAGAAUAUACCAAUCUAAAUACUGAUGAUCAAUGGUUAAUUCCCCUUUACUAUGUGUUGCAUUUGUUGUGAAACUUUUUGAACUGAUUAAAGUUGAAGAAUUUUAUA